UUGACAGUUGUGUUCAGGCAGCAACGCGGAUAUUUUGAUUUUUGCUAACUUAUGAUAGACUUGCUGUACUUUUUGCCCCCUACGUUAAUGGUUUCGUUUAAACCGAGAGAUGGAUGAAGAUGAGCGGCAGAGGAAACUAGAAGCGGGGAGAGCCAAGAUAUCCUCCAAAAUGCCACAAAACCAGUCGCUUGCUAGCUUCAGACAGAAGCGGGCAAAGGACAACGGUACGGGGACGGCGAAAAAGACGCAGAAGAGGAAGGGCUCGACUGUCUCGCAGAAUGACAACUCAACGCAAGACCCUCACAUAGAACCUGUGCCUCCAGCAGCCAAUGACACAGAACGGAAAAGCAAGACUAAUCAUGAGGAGCCACAAAAAACAGAGAGAGCUGAGGUACAGCAGAACCAACAACAGAUGAAUCAGCCCCUCAGCCUGAAACCAAGCACGUCCCCUGUGGAAGAGUUGAGUGACGACCAGAUACUUGCACUUACUGGCAAAGAGCAGCUCCAGCAAUUACAGCAGGCUGUGGAGAAGCGUAAUGAGAUAAUUGCCAAGCUCAGCUCCAACCUGCAGGAUGCCCUUGCCAGCAGAGACCAGGUGCAGCUGGAGGCACAGUCGCUGGCUGGACAGAUUCAGGCACUACAAAGGCAGCUCCAACAGACCAGUGCAGAGUUUCUGCGAAUCAAAAGUCAAUCAGAGGGUGAAGUCCACACUCAUCGACAGCAGCUUAAACAUGGUCACCACUCCCAAGAUGGAGACCUUGGUUAUCAAGAGACACUCUCGGAGGAAUCCGGAAAUGAAGGACCUGCCUCUCAAUCAAAUGUUGAAGGCUUCAACACUGACAGUGACCUUGAGACUGAUGCUGUUUUGCACAAACUGAGAGCUGAGCUGAAAGAAGAAAGAGAAAAAAGCCAACGCUUAUCUGCUGAACUGAGACAGGAACUGGAGAAACACCAACAUGUGCUUUCUGUACUGGAGAAGGAGAAGAAGGAUUUGGAAGAAGAUGGAAGAGAAAAGGUAGCACAGUUGCAAGACCUCCAGACCCAAUUGAGCCAAGUCCAGUCCCAGUGCCAUGAGAUGCAGCAGUACAAAGAGGAGAAGGAGAAACUAAACAGAGAAGUGCUUGAGUUGAGGGAAAGGCUUCAGGAGGAAGAAGAUGCAGAGAGGAGAUUAACUGAAGAGGUGGUCACUUCUGCCCUUCGUCUCCAGAGCCUUGAGGAGGAUAGGCGAACACAGGAAGAUGAGAUGCAGAGGCUCAAAGAGGAGAAUAAGCAGGAGGUGGAAAGAGUCAGGCAGCUAUUAGAUGAGAGGGAGAAAGAACUGAUGUCUAGAGAGGAAGAGGUCAUGAGACUCAAAGCAUUUAAGAAUCAACAGAACCAGGCAAAAGCUGCUUUAAGUUGUAGUGAUAAUAUUUCUUUAGAUGAGGUUAUUCUGGGAAAUGGACCCAACCAGGACACUAUGAAUGUAUCAAUACCCAGGGAUCUUAUGAUGGAAAAAUACUUGUCUUCAGUUCCCCUUGCACAUGCUCACUCUUCAUUAGUCAGUGACGACUUUGAUCACUGCAGCCAGCUGGACAUCUCUGCAGACAACAGUUUUGAGCUCAAUAGUGGAGUGUUGGGAGAAGAGCCUUUGUUAUCAAUUUCAAACCGUCCCCUUGAUGAAAACGAUAACCUCUCCAGCUCACAGUGCUACAUCCCUGUGGCAGACGACUCGCAUUCACAGCAUCUGUCCAACUGGCCUUUCAACUCCACUUCUGAAGAUCUGGACAUGAGUAAACUGUCCGAACAGCAGUUUGAGGAGACGGACCUGGAAAAAGAGCUGCUGAAUCAGCAGUGUGGGGAGCUCCGUGAAGAGCUGGCUCUCAAGGAUAGAGACUUGAAUGUGUUGAAAGAAGAAGUCAUCAGGAGUGCUGAAGAGCUGGAGGAGGCCAGGAGCAGGUGGGCUCAAGUAACAGAAGAGCUCAGACAGGCUCUCUGGGACCUUGACGAUGAAAAGGAGAAGAGGAGACAUUUUGAGGAGGAAAUUAACUUGAAAGCCCAUGAACAAAACAAUCUGAAGAACAAACUUGAUGCCUUAACAGAAGAAACCGCAUCAGUGCUGCUGGCAAAGGAAGCUGGUGAAACACUCCUGCUUGUUCCAUCAGGGCAGGAUAACAAACUGGCUGUAGAGUAUGGAAAGGAGGCUGCACUCCUGUCUAAUCAAAAAGAGCCAGAGCUGCUUGUAUCCUCUCUGCAGGAGAUUAAGCAGAGCCCAGAGCUCAAAGAUUACAACCAGCUGCAAACACUUCAGGCACAUUGUGAAAGUCUAAUGUCAGAGUUAGAGGAUACAAAAAGGAAGCUUAAAGCUUCCUUAUUAAGUCAAAGAACCUUGGAGCCAGAUGAAACAAAGGAGCUUGAAACAACACGUGAACAACUUCAGAAUGUGCAAGCAGAGGUGGAGAGACUGCAGAACGAGCUGGAGAAGAGCCAUAUCAAUCUGGUCAGUGUUGGUGAAGAGAAAAAAGACCUAGAAUCUCAAAUCUUCUGCCUGAGACAAAACCUGUCCAACCUAGAGGAGGCUCAGGCCCAGGUGCUGCAGGAGAGUGAGGAGCACAUGAGAAAAAAAGAAGAGAUGGACGAUCGCAUUAAAAAAAUGGAACAAGUCUUAGAGGAGGAACUUGAACAGUUUGAGAUCCUGCUAAAAGCCAAAGAUGAUGAGUUGGCUGGAGAAAGGGAGAAAUGGGAAGUAGAGAAGCAGGAGAAGGAGAAAGAGCUUCUCAGUGUGAAACAUCUCUUAGAGACACAGAAGAAGGAGAGGGAAGUGGAGGUUGAGGCUUUCCUGGAGAAGCAGGUCCAGGCUGUGGUGGAGGUUGAAGAGAAACUCAAGAUAUGUCAUCAACAGGAGAUCAAAAACCUGAUGGAGAAACAUCAACAAGAGGUUUCUGACUUGAACAUGCACCUAGAGAAUGAGCUGCUGAAGCAGCGGGCCAGCAUGGAGGAGGAACAAAAGAGACAGAUCAGUUUAAUUAAACAGGUGACUGAACGUGAGCAUGAGAGGGUGGUAUCAGCGCUAACAGUCAAACACAGUGAGGAGCUAAGUCAACUGAAGACGGAGCUGUCCCUGGAGCUGAGGGAGAGCUUAGAGGCUGCUCACCAGGCUGAACUGCAGCAAGUGCAGGCCCAAAAGACCAUUGAGCUUGAAGCCUUGCAUCUGAGUUUGACCACCGUCCACAUGUCCCACCUGGAGCAUGCACAAGUAAACCAGCAGCAGGAGCAAGAGUCUGCUCUAACCCAGGUCCAGGCCUCCCUGAGGGAGACGUUUUCUCAGGAGAGAGCGACUCUGCAGCUGCAGCAUCAGUUAGAACUAGACCAGCUAAGACAGCAGGACCAGGAGCAGCUGGAGGGACUGAGAGAGCAACACCAACAAGACCUGGAUGAGUUGAAGCAGCAGUGGGAGACUCGUGUUGCUCAGGAGAGAACCUCAAUGGAAGACAAGCAGACCAAAGAGAUACAGACGCUACGGUCACAGUGGGAUAAAGAGGCUGAGAGUGCUCGUUCAAACCUCCUCACCUCUCUAUCACAAACUCAAAAUAACCUCAGUGCCACACAGACAGAACUUGCCAGCACCCAGGCCUCCCUUACAGAAGUAAAAAAUGCUCUGUCUGAGGCCCAGGCAGCUUGGUUGCAGACAAAGUCGGAGCUCCAGGAGUCCCAGGCCAAGCUGCACCAAGUCCAGAUUGCCAGUAAGGAGGAGAACCAAAAACUUGAGGAGGAGCUGAAACUAGCUUGGGCUGACAGAGAUACUGCUGCAUGUUCCCUGGAGGAACUGGUUUCCAGUCAUAAGACAGUGCUGAAGGAUAAAGAGCAGCAAGUGCGACACCUAGAGGAGAAGGAGCGGCAACUGCACCAAGAGGUUUUGCGUUUACAGGAUGAGAAGACUUCGCUGAAACAGAGUUCAGAAGAGGAAGUUGGUCAGCUGUGGGCUCAGCUGGAGAGCAUGAGGACGAGUCGCCAAGAGUUAGGAGAGCUAAAGGAGCAGCUGCUUGCACGCUCAUCUCGUGUUGACGAUAUUGAACGCCUAAAGAUGGACUUUAAUGAACAAAAACAAGAAAUCAAAGACAAAAAUGAGGCUGAACUGGAAAGCUUGAGGAGAUACUUUGAACAGCGGCUACAGGCAACAGAAGAGAGCUAUAGAGAGGAAAUGGCUCUUCUCCAGCUAAGACUUGUUGAAAGUGCGUUGGAGGAGUCUGUGCUCAAAACUGCAAAUGACAGUUCUAUUUCGCAAGGUGAAGAGGAAAAAGAUCUCCUGUUUGAUACCAGCCUCAACCCUGAGGAACACAAGGAAUUGCUCGACAGUUCACAUCUGCUGCAGUUGGAGGAGAAACACUCAAUGGAGUUUGCAAACCUGCGAUCGUCAUUAUCCCUUUCGUUUCAGGAAGAGGUGCAGCAGGUGCGCUCUGACCUCACUGACCAUUAUUACGAUGAGCUGCAGGAGAUGAAGAAUCGUCAUGCUCUGGAGAUGGAGCAACUCAAAGCCAAACUGUCAGAGAGUCACUUGCGAGAGCUUACCAGAGUCCGUGUGGAGGCUGUGAAGCAGGUUGAGGCGGAGGUUGAACAGAGGCUGUGGUGUCAUUCGGAGGAGCUGCAGACGACCAUGACUAUCAUCCACACCCUGAAAAACAGACUGUCUGUCUUGAGUGAACAACAUGAUGCAGACAUUCAGAGCACACAAAAGUUGAAAACGGAGUUUGCUGUGGAGCUCACUGGUCUUGAGGAAGCACUGAAAGAAGAGCGGGAAUGUGUGCAGGAGAUGAAGAGGCUGAGGGAAGAACUUCAACAGAAGCAUGAAGCUGAGUUGAUGGUCCUCAGGUCAGAUCUUGACAGGGAAAGAUCGCGCCUCAAAAAAGCACAUGACAAGGAAAAAGAGGAGUUGCAACAAGCUCAAGAGAGGUUUGAAGGGGCACAGUCUGAGAAGAAAUAUGAAAGAUCUCUGGCUGAGCUAAAGAACAAACAUCAAACUGAGCUGGAACAUGAAAGGGCAGCGAUACUGAAACAACACACUCAAGAAAUCGAAGCACUCGGUGCUGAACACAAAGCACAGUUAGAUUCACUCGGUGCCAGUCACAGAGAUCAGAUUACAGCUAUGGCUGCUGAAUUUGAAUCGAAACACAACACUGACAUUGUUGCCUUGGAAGCAGCCCUCAAAUCCAAAGCAGAGGCUGAACUUAAACGUCUGGAGGCCAUAUUUCAUGAAACCAGUCUGGCUCAGCUGGAGGCUUUAGAGGCCGAGUUAACUCGCAAACACCAAGAAGAGAGGGAUGAUUUGGAAAAGAGGAUGCUCGGCAAUAUGGACACUCUAGAGGCCACUUACCUGAAAGAAGUGCAAACACUGCGCGAUGAAAUGGUACAACUUGAAGAGAGACACUAUCAAGAUUUGGAUCACCAGAAGUCGGAAUGUCAGCAGAUUAUUGAGCACCAUGUUGCUGAUCAGCAGUCCAUCAGGGAGGAGCUUAGGAAGGAGCUGGCCCAGGUGCAUUUGGAAAAGUUUAGUGCUAUGGCAGCGGAGCUGAGCCUUGUUCAUAAGACUGAGCUGGCUGCUCAAAAAGAGGCCUUAGACAUCGAGCACUGCAAUGCCCUGGAGAUCCUUAAGAAGCAGGUUUUAGAACUUGAGCAACAACACAGCACUGCUCUCCAAGAGCUCUCGCAUACCUACAGUGCUGAGAAAGAGCAACUUGUAGAAGAACAUCAACUUCAGCUACAGGAAUUGAGGGGCAUCUCUGCCCGGGAGUUGGAGGCAUGUCGCCGAGAGCUUGACGAGUCGUCGUCAAGACAACGUCAACACUUCAUGGAGGAGGUGGAGCUCCUCAAAGCCCAAUCAGAGGCGAGGCUGCAGGAGAGGAUUAAUCAACUGAAGACUGAGUUUGAGGAGCAGAAGGAGGUGGUGCUGGAAGACCUGAGGCGGAGCUUCACAUCUGAACAAGAGAAGAAGGAGCAGAGCUACACUGACAAAAUGAGCCAGCUCACCACCCAGUUACAUCAGCUUGAUGCUGUAGUGGCCCAGCUGCGGGCAGAGGUUGGCUGUCUGCAGGGAGAGUUGGAAGGGAAGCGUGCCGAGAUGGAGACCUUGGACACCCUCCUCCAACGAAGGGAACGAGAAAGUCAGGAGGGAGGCAACCUUCUAAAAAUGCUCACUGAUGACUUACAGUCUGCCAAAGAAGAAAGACAUAAAAUGCACAAGGCCAACGAAAAGCUUAGUAAGGUGCUGAUUGAGAUGGUUCGCAGCACCAUUGCAACAGAAGAGCUGAUUGGGCAAAAGAUCAGUGCCAGAACCUUAACAUCUCAGCAGGCCCCUCAACACAAGAGCUCAGCAGGGAUAAAAGAUGCUGAAGAGUCGGGUAUAACAGUUGGAGACUUGUCAGGAGAGGACCUGGAACUGACCCAGCUACUCUGUGAGAGCCUGCUGGUUUCAGAUUCUCAGAUCAGUCCUGAAGGAGAGGAAGCAGCUUUGAACGCCUGCAGCAGACUGCAACACACAGUAGGCAUGGUACUGGAGCUUCUCAACCAGGCUAACACUCAGCUGGAGCAAACACAUGAUGUCCAUCUUUCUCUGGAGGAAAGAUUCUCUCAGGGCAGAGAAGACUCCGCCCAGCUCCUCAAGCAGCACAGGCUCCUAUUGGAGCAGCUCGACCAGGAGGCGAAACUCAAGAGUCAACUCCAUCUGGAUCUCCACAAGGCAGAGGGGCUCCUUGAGGGCUAUGUGGCUGAGAAAGUGGUAUUGGAAGAGUCUCUGCAGCAGAAGGAGGCACAGGAGGAGAGGCUGGUGGAGGAGCUGGAGGAUCUAAAGGUGAAGCUGCAUCGGAUGGAUAGCCUUGCUGGGGAGCUGGACAGCCUCCGGUUGAAACAUCAGGAGCUCACUGAGGAGCAUGCAACUCUCCUCCGUCAGAAGGAGCAUCUCUCUUCUGGUUUGGGGGAGAGGGAGAAAGCUCUACUUGCAGAGACGGAACGCUUGACCAAGGACAGACUGGACUUGCAGCGGCAGGCUGAGAGGGAACAAAGAUCUCUGUCUCAGCGCCUCAGGGCCUUGGAAAGAGAUUUGGAAGAACAAGAAACAAAGGGUCUGGAGACGGAGCUUCACCACAAGACCCACACUGAUGACCUUAGCCAGCGUGUCCAAGCACUUGAGAAACAGCUCAAACAUGAACGACAGUUCAUAGAGGAGCAAGCUGUGGAGCGUGAACAUGAGAGAGACGAGUUUCAGCAGGAGAUCAGAAGGCUGGAGGCCCAACUCAGACAGACUGGCAGUAUGGAUAACAAAGGACGCAGGUUUGAGGACUUGGCUCUUCAGGUAGAAAGUCUUCAAGCUAUCAUCAAAGACAGGAUGGAGGACCAUGCCUCCUUGCUAGCAGCCAAUCAGCAGGCCCAGCGAGAUCUGGCAGAGCGCAAUGAAGAGAUAGACAAGCUAGCUGGGAGAAUCAGAGAGCUUGAACAAGCACUGCUCAAUAGCACAGAGAAUAAUAGAUCUAUCAGUCAACUUGAACAAGAGCUUCACAAAGCAACGUUGCGAGAGGAGGAGCUCACACAAGAUAAGCAGGCACUGGAGCAGCAGCAGCUCUCAAACAAGCUUCAGAUCUCUGCCCUGCAGUCCAAACUGGAUGAGACGCGACACUGUUACCAUGACAACACGCGCGACCCGACCCAGGAGCUUAGGGAUGCCCUGGAUGCUGCUCAGCAGAGCCUACAGAACAAAGAGCGGGAGGUUGAAGUUGUGUUUGGCCAACUGGAAAAUGUGCAGAGAGAUUUGAGCAUCAAAGAGGUUGAAUGUAAACACCUCGCACUACAGUUGGAGCUUUUGUCCAAUCAGAAUGCAGCUCAUGUUAAUGAGCUCCAAGAGCAGAUUGCCGAACAUAAGGAGACUGUGUCUGCCCUCACUCUUCUCCAGGAGGAGAAAGAUGAACAAAGGGAGGUGGUGGAGGUAGAGGAAGAGACUUUGUCCUCAGCGCUUCUGCAGGAGAAAAACCAGGAGAUCGACCACCUCAGCAAUGAAAUCCAUAGGCUUGAACAGGAGCUGGAGAACACCAAGGACAACAAGGAUCUGGAGAUUGAGGUUGAAGAUCUUCACUCACAGGUGGAGCAUCUUCAGUCCGAAAUCACAAGAGUACGUCAGGACAAAGAGGAAGAAGAGGAGCGUCUUCAUGAGGUCAUCAGCACUCUGCAGGAAGAACUUGCCACAUUGGGCCCGAACGUGCAUGAAGUUAGCGACUCACAGGACGGUGAUAGCAUUAAUCCUUCACCGGCUCCCAGUCCUGAACCUCAGCACUUUACCAUCCAGGAACAGGAGAGGAGGGGAGGUCCGAGCAGCCUAAAGCAAGAGCUCAGUCUGACUCACUCUGCCUCAUCCCGUUCCCUUCACUCCCGUCUUAAGGUAAUACAGAGCCAACUAGAGACUGCAGUGGCUGAGAGAGAGGGACUGGAGCGAUUACUGCUUACCCAGGAGGAAGAGUACAGAGGACAUGAUGAGGAGUUGGGGAACAGGCUGAAAGCUGAGAAAGAAAAAGCAAAUGAACUCCAAGGCCUCCUCGCCCUCAAGGAGGCAGAGCUGGAGGAGGUCAAAGCGCAGGUAGAAGAGGAGAAGGACAAGAGGAAACUAACUGAGGAGGAGGUGGACAGGUGGCAAUUUCAAGCUGGAGAGGUGGUCUCUCUGCACGAGGAGAAAGCCCAUCUCAAUACCCUCGUCACUGAUCUCCAAAAGAAAGAACAAGAAAGGGUGAAAGAGAUUGAGACUCUAAAAUCAAAAGAGCAGGACAUGAAAACAGAAAUGGGGGUCCUCAGAAAAACCGGUGUUGAGCUUGAUAGGCAGAUCCAGGAAUUAAGAGCUGAGGUGGUAGACAUGAAGAAACUGAUUGCUGUCGAAAGGGUGAAGAUUAAAAUGCUUGAGACUGAAAAAGGAGCUCUUUCUGCUGAAAAUGAAGCACUCAAGAGGACUGAGCGACAACUCCAGGAGGAAAUUGAAAGACUCACUCUGGAAGUGACUUCAAUGAGAGAUCUAAUCCAGGGUCUGAUGGUUCAGCUCGGUGAAAAGAAAACCAGUGAAGAGGAAGCUCAAAAAGAGUUGCUGACAAAUGCUGAAGUUACUCUGGCAAAAGCAGACACUGCCUUGAGACAGAGGGAGGAUGAGCUCAUUAGACUAAGGACAGAGCAUCAGGCCCUGAGGACCGAGCUGGCCACAGUGAAAGAGGGUCUGAACACCAGUGCAGAGAGGGCUGAGAAACUACACGAGGAAGGACAGACCAAAGACCUUGCCCUUGUUGAGCUGGAGAAUGAUAACCAGCGGCUGAAGGCAGAGCUUCAGAAUUUACAGGAGGAUCUGGAAGUGCAGGAAGAGGAACUGGCCUGUCAACAAAGAGAACUACAGCAACUCCAACAGCACUGUCAACAAGGAUACAAACAGAAAGAUAUUUCUCACAGAGCUUUUGAGGACAUUGUGAGCGUCUCUCGUGAUGAAGCCUCCCUGAGUUCUCCAGAGGUGCUGAGGAAACUUGAAUGCUCAGAGGACAGAAUCCCAGAAAGGUUCCAUGCCUCAGUCCUGGCCUCUCGUCUGUCUGAGCUCAGUGCAGUGAACAGCACAGGCCUGGAUCUGCCUGAGGUCAAGCCCUCUCCCAGGCUUGUGAUGGAGUCUCCCCACUCUAGGACCAUCACACCAGAGCUAGCCACACAGAGUACCCACUCCCCACGUUCAUUGUCCAUCUCUGACAACUUCUCCAUGCUUGACUCUCUGGAUACUGACAGAGUGACUGAUUUAGAAGUCCUUGACCUCACAACCCCUCCAUCCCCAAUUGACUCAACCACCUCCCUAUCAGCACCGGGGUGGGCCAGUGAUGGCUAUGGAAGCAAUGUAAGUUCGGAGUUGGGUGCCAGGCUGAGAGUAGAGCUUGAACACACUGAAAGACUGGAUGCUCAGUUUGUUGAGUACCUCCGUUGCAGAGGAAUGAACCCGACAGCUAACACGGAUAGUGCUGCAGGCAGUAUGAGCUACAGCGAUGACCUGCUGUCUCCUGAACUUCAGGGUCUAUUGAAGAAAGUUUAUCAAGAAAGCUGCAGAAUCCUUACCUUGUCCCAACGCCGUGCCACUUCCUCCGCCCAACCUCAUGCCUUCUCACUAAGUCACGCGCAGUAUUAUUGCGGUGAUGGCCCCACUCCAAUUGACACACUGGACAAAUCGUCCUCUAACCCCCCCAUGAGCUGGCAGCAGGAGAAGAGGGCACUGCAGGAGACUGUGAUAGCUCUCAGAGAACUGCUUUGUCGAAUGGCACAGACACACACACAAACUGACCACAGAGGUGAACAGGACUGGCACAGAGAUCAACUACAGAAUGAUGGACUGGUUGAAUCCCAACUAAAAGCGGAGCUAGUGGAGAGCCAGAAACAACUGACAUGUGCUCUUGACACUCAGAAAGAGCAAAAUAACAAAAUGCAGACACUCAGACUUGCUAUACAAGAAGUCGAGGAGGCUUUGAGGGCAGAGCAAACCAGAGGCCAGGAGCUUCAACAGCAGCUGGAGCAGGAGAGAGAUCAGAGUUUCUGUAAACACAGAGAGGAAGAGGAAAAGAAAGAGGCUAUGCAAGUAUCCUCUGAGUGUCAGAGGUCAGAAAUCUUGGCUCUCAAGGGUCAGGUAGAGCAAGAGAGGGUGACCUGCAGCAACCUGAGACGUGAGCUUCAGAUUGAACAGUCUCGUAGUGAGCUACUGGAAAAACAUGUCAGUGACACCCAGAGAGAGCUCGAAGAGGAGCGUCAAUGCUCCGUCCAACAACAAGAUCACCACUUGAAAGAAAAGACUCAUCUCCAGCAACUUCUAACUGAAGCAGAAACUCGUAUAGGUGAUGUUCACACUAAACUCGCAGAUGCUCAUAAGAAGCUGGAUGAAGAGAGAGACCGAUACUCCAGGCAGCUGGAUGAGCUCAGCCACAGACAUGAGGCUGAUACAUCCAGAGACAGGAAGUUUAUCUAUGAUAUGCGUGCACAGCUCGAGCAGGAGCGAAGGCAAGCGGAGGAGCUGGGAGCUGUGAUGAACAAACUGAGGGACGAGUUACUGCAGAGCAGAAGGAAAUGGGAAGAGGAGGACAGAGCAAGGAGAGAGGAGUUGCAGAGGGAACGGCAGGCCACCACUCGUCAUCGUGUAGCUAUUGAGACUUUGAAGGAGCAGAAACGGGAAGCCAGUCGUGCUUUGGAGGAAGAGCGGGAACGGUCCAAACGCCAAGGGGUGGAGCUUGCAGAGCUGAAGGAGAAACUACGGCUGCUGAAGGACAAGGAGAGGGAGAGGGAGCAGCAGUGGGAGAGAGAGCGGAUGAAGGUGCGGCAAGAGCAGGUGGAGAGGGAGAGGCGACAGGAGAGAACCAACACCAAACUGUGUGAGCUGGAGUUGUUGAGGCAACAGGAUCAGGAGCGUAUGCAGGAGCUGCAGAACACCCUGGCAGACCUGCAAAGAGAGGAGCGAGAGAUGGCUGCUCAGAGGCUUUCUGGAUGGAGCUGGGGGAAGCAACACAAAGCUGCAUCUACACAACAUCUCCAAAAUAACAUUCAGACUGACGCUCAGUCAGGCAGCUCACAACAAAACCAACAGAUGCCGUCCACAUCGCCAUCGUCCAAUUUGCUGGACAGGUUGUUGACCGAGAACUCGGAGCUGAUGGAGCGUUUGACAUUGCUGAGUCAGGAAAGAGCCACUCUCAAACACAGACUCGGAUUACUGGAGAGACAACUGCAGCGAUCAGAGAGCGAGCUCGCUAAAGUCACUGCAGAAACUGAAAACAGACCCCUCAAUGAUGUGACCAACAACAGUAAGGUGCAGCGUUUGUAUGAGCGUUAUCUGCGUGCUGAGAGCUUCAGGAAAGCCCUGGUGUACCAGAAGCGUUACCUGCUGCUGCUGUUGGGUGGUUUCCAGGAGUGUGAGCAGGCCACACUGUGUCUCAUUGCUCACAUGGGUGCACGGCCCUCACCCCAACUCUCCUUACAGCACAGACCCCUCAGAAGAUUUAGGGCUGUUGUUGGAGUUGUCAUUGCUGUCUCAAGAAUGAGGUUCCUAACUAGAAAAUGGCAGCGGGCGAUUAGACGAUUGUCUGUUUCUGGGACUGUCAAUGGGCAUGCUUCAGGCCUCAAAGUUUUACGGCAGCAACAACCAACAUCAAAUUCUGAAUCCCCACCAAACAGAGACAAGGUGUCAGCUCUUGUUCCACCGAGCAAAUCACCAUUCAGGUUGCACAACAGGUCCUAUACUAGCACUUCUCCGUCCUUGGGGCAUUCAGUGGUAGCGUCUCAGGAUCCAGAGCGAUCCCUGACAGAAUAUAUCCACCAUCUUGAGAAAGUCCAGCAACGGUUGGUAGGAGCCAGGGAAGGCUCACCUCUUCUCCCAUCCGACCAGAAGUAAUCCGGCCAUUGAACAAAUGAAUGUCACCCGUCUGCCUAUCGUUCUAAAACUGUUCCAUGCCUUACGUGUGUGGAAAGGAAUAUCAAAUGUGUGUUGAACCUUUUUGAUAGGCUUGAUUUUUAUGACUAUAUAAAUUAUUUUUUUAAAUUGCUACUGUAACUUUUUUGUAUUCACUGUACCUCAGUAUUUUUAAGGUCGCUCUUGAGACGUUUGAAGAGUGAAUGUUUUUAUUUGAGAUGGCACUGCUGUUAUUUUCCUAACAUUUUAUAUAAUCCUCUGUGCUAUGUAAAUAAGACUGAUGUCCGUGUGUUUAAAUGUGCACUUGUUUUAUACUAGAAAUCCAUGACCAACGUUGUUAGAGGUUAUGUUAUUGCAUAAAAGUGAACCAUAUGUAUAUCUAUGUUUCUACCAUAAAGUUAAUAAAUAUUUUAAAUGUGUGAUUACAAUCCA
Molecule: messenger RNA, 12844 nt
Organism: Solea senegalensis (Senegalese sole)
Lineage: Eukaryota; Metazoa; Chordata; Actinopteri; Pleuronectiformes; Soleidae
Gene: pcnt
Product: pericentrin
Exons: 60
Coding region: 110-12394 (4094 amino acids)
Biological process (GO): signal transduction
Molecular function (GO): DNA binding; molecular adaptor activity
Source: RefSeq, a predicted model, not a curated record